AUGGAAACAGCAGUGAUUGGCAUGGUGGCCGUGCUGUUCGUGGUCACCGUAGCCAUCACCUGCCUCCUCUGCUGCUUCAGCUGUGACUCGAGGACCCAGGAUCCUCAGGGGGGCCCUGGCCGCAGCUUCACAGUGGCCACGUUUCGCCAGGAGGCUUCUCUCUUCACGGGGCCGGGUCACCAUGCCCAGCCGGCGGCGGCGGGUGCCCGGGACUUCUGGACCUUCAUGUGAGGCCUCACAGUCCGCAGGAUUUGUUCUGCUGGUGGGUCAGACCCA
Molecule: messenger RNA, 276 nt
Organism: Mirounga angustirostris (Northern elephant seal)
Lineage: Eukaryota; Metazoa; Chordata; Mammalia; Carnivora; Phocidae
Gene: SPAAR
Product: small regulatory polypeptide of amino acid response
Exons: 1
Coding region: 1-231 (76 amino acids)
Source: RefSeq, a predicted model, not a curated record